GGCGCUAGGCCGAGAUGGUUUGUUUCUUCCAAACCGAGUGACUGUUUAUCUGUCUACUCCGUACCUAGGAAGAAUGGGAACAGUGAUGGAUGGGGGUGUACCUGUGACGAUGAGAAGAACAGACGGGAACAUGUCCUAGGUGUAAAUAAAAAAGUACCCAGCGCAGAAAGAGCCAAGAACUCCGCAGACAGCUUCAGGUCGACCCGCCCGUAAAACAGAGCUGGAGCACACCACUGACACUUCCCUGUCACCCUGUUCGCUGCCCCCGGUCCCCGGCGACUCCACUGUUCGCGCACCGCUGCCCGCCCGCGGGAAUCCACCCUCGGCUUCCCACUGUCCACUGCCUGUACUGUCCGUUGUCCGCUGCCCACACCCACAGCAACACCCACGCCCACACCAUCCUCAACAUCACCACGUCCGGACCGCACGAUACUAUCUCCGAUUUUCCCACGUUCGAGCCGGCUCGUGAUCACGCUCGACCCCCGAUUCCACUUCCCAUACCUACCGCGCCCGUUCGAUUGACCAGCCCGUUGCCCUGUCGCCAUCAUAUGCGGGCAACAUCACGACCAACCUACUGUCUUUUCGAGAGAUGUGCUCGUGUCUGAGCCGCGAAGAUAAGGUCGCUUCUCGGAGGCUGGGAUAAACUCGGAGGACAACCACCGAUUUCGACAUCGCGAGGCGGUAUUAUUUUCUUCUGUCACGGACUGACGCCAGAGAGGCCUUGUCGCUACCGCCGAGCUUGUUGACGGGAACUUUUGACAAUUUGCGCGCGCGCGCACGAGCUUUCUUCGUUUCUAGUUGCUUUGCGCACCACCUUCCAAGCAGAGCUUGACAUUGUGUUGUUCUUCUUCUUCGGUUGCUUGCGUGCAGUUAUUCGGUUGGCAUCCUCAGGUUCCUUCCAAAGCUUCCGCAGACUACGGUCCAGCAGUUUAAACAGCAAACCUGCCUUUUGGGCCGCGGAAAGUUUGGUUUUCCACCUCCAACACCACCAAGCAAAGGUCCGGAUUCUUCCCCAUCAUCGAACACGCACCGCACCAACAUCCGCAUCCUCCACUUUUUGUGCGGCAACGAGAGAAGAGAAAAGGCACCGCCAACGAGACGUCACCAACUAGAGAAACGAGCUACACGACCGACCGCACCACUAAGAUACGAGCGCUCAAAUGUCCCAACAAUGAAGAGAACGAUGGAUGGAGCGAAGAAGAAUGCAGAAGAUCUCGUGGCCCAGCAUAUUCUUCCCAACUGCCCGUACCAUCUCUCGUUGUACCACAACCGCCAGUACCCCAAGGCUGAGGAGUGGUGGUUUAACGGCCCCAGCGCCCGCCUGCAGUACCAGACCUUCUCGUCCGAUGCCGAGCGUGGGUUUUUGUAUACUGUACCGCCGUGGGUCAUUGUCGAGGAGGAGCAGGCCGCUCAGAUGCCGCCCAGACCGGUCCCCAAGACGGGCGAGAGGAAGAAGAUAACGCUUUCCGAGGCGUUGAAGAGGAAGCAGUCGCCCAUGUCGCCCAUGGGGAAUAAUAGUAGUAGUGAGACGCCGGUUAGAUCGGAGAGCCGGGUGGCGAACGGGAGUGGUGCUCACAAGCCGCCACCACCGCCGCCAUCGAGGGAGAGGGAGAGGGAGAGGGAGAGGGAGGUUGUGGUGAAGAAGGAGAGUUUGAAGCCAGUGGAGAGGUCAGAUGCGCGUCGGGUGGUUUCUAAGACAGAUUCCCGGCCGGAUUCCCGGGUGGAAAGGCCACCACGGCCAGAAGUGAAUGGGGACAGAAGUAAACAUCCCCCACCGCCACGGUCGCAGCCCGAACCCGAGAGCAGAAAACGUGUCGCGGAUACUGAAUCGAGCUUGCCCCCACAAAAGCGACCCAGGAGCGAGCAGGUCAGCACCUCAAAGCUCGACCGCGAAUAUGGCCGGCAGCCAAAACCGGAACCACCACGGGGUCGCGAUAGAGGGGUCCCUGAGAGAACACAAAGAGAGCGAGACACAAAGAAUGAUUCACUGCGUCCAACCACGAAUGGCUUGGCGCCUGCGUCGACGGACAGGGACAGAGAAAAUACUGCGUCUCCGAGAUCAACAAUACAAGUUAAUGGGUCGAGAGUCCGGCCAGAUAGUGGCAGAUCCACUCCUCGAAAAGGAGAAGGGUUGACGAAGUCGCUGUUGCCCGAGUUAUUAUCACCACUUCACCCAAGUCUGGAGGCCGAGCUCGAGGAGCACAGGCCGAGGAGAAAGCUGGCGGACAAGGCGCCACUGCGAUCACAAAAGGCGGACGGGGGCCCGCCGCCGGCGAAGAAGAGGAAACCGCCUGUGCUGCCGGAGCUUUUGUCGCCGACGCUGCCCGCGAUUGUGGAAGAGGCUUUGAUACAGAGCAACCAGACGCCGGCCAGAAAUCAGUCGGGGAGUCAGUCAGAAUCGUCUCCUAGCAGCGCAAGAAAGACCAUCAUUGCGGCCCCGUUGAUAUCACUCCCCCCACCGGCAGAGGAGAAGCCGCCCCCGCGACCCAGCAGGAUCGUGACCCUGAAGCUGAAGAAGGCCAACGCCAAGCGGGCCAAGGACUUGUUGAGUCUGCCGUCGAAAUCGGCAAAGGACGCCCUCAAGAAGGAGCGGUCGAUCAGUGUGGAAGCAACGCCGCCGCCAGCGAGAAAACGGCCUCGGCCGGCGGAUGAGAUUGAGCAGCCCCCCGCUCCUCCGCCGGUCAUACCACCCAAGUCCCGGGGUGUCAAGGCGGAGCUCAUGAAGAAUAACCAUAACAGUCCGUCGACUCCGUUGAGGGUACCGCCGCAGGGUGGUAGUGCUUCCCAACCUACACCUCUCCGCCCCAACUCGACAACCCCGUUGAAACACAGCAUCACGGCGGCAGUGUCUGGGAGUGCCGAGGCGGUCACUGCUGCUGCUCGCCCCCCCACGAGGGAUGUCGCACCCCUCGACCCGAAAACAAUCGAAAAGUCGGAGCACCACCGGAAAAUCCACCAGGAGCUUGUGGCUUUGGGGACAAAGAUCAAGCACACGCGGGAUGACCUUUCCAAGUCUAGUCAUGGAAACCCCUCCCCCGCAGAAGAGAAACGGCUCUCUGCCCUCCACCUCGAGAUGGUCCUAACAUAUUUCCUCGCCUUUUACAACUUGAAUUUGUCGAGGACGUUGGCGGGGAAGUCGGGGGAUAUCCAGAUGUGGGAGUCGCUGCUGCCGCAUAUUGCGGAAUUGAGGGGGAGACAGGGGGUGAGGCAGAGUAGGUGUUUGAAGGCGUUGGCUUGCCAGCUGCAUGCGAGUUGUUUGGAUCAGAUUGUGCACGCGUAUUUCAUGCUUGAUGAGGGGAGCGCGGGGGUGUGGUUUAGGCGGGUUGGCGGGGUGGUGCAGAAGGGGGGGAGGAUGUGGGCUGAGGCGGAGGGGUUGGUUGGUUUGGUGGGGGAGGGGACGGGGCUGAGGAUGAGGGGGGGGGUUAUGGGGAUGGGCGUUGAGGAGGUUGUUAGGGAGGCGUUGGUGGUUAUGAGGAGGUGGGCGAAGGGGGAGGGGGUGGAGUGGGUUGGUGAGGGGGUAGGGAGGUGGGUUGGGGAGGGGGGGAAGGAGGAUGGGGGGGGGGUUGGGCGGGAGAGGGGUGGUGGUGGGAGGGAAAGGGAGAAAGAUGAGGGGAGAGACAGACACGGUGGAAGAGAUCCUCCGCCGAGAGAACAUCGUGAUCGGGAUCGAGAACGGGGAGGCGUGAGGGAUAGAGAUCGGGAUAGAGACCGAGAUCGGGACCACCCUCCGCGUGAGAGAGAAAGGGAUGGCCCACCAAGUCACCGUGACAGGGAUAUGUUGCGGGAUCGAGACCGUGACAGAGGAGGAGGACGGAACUCGGAGCGGGCGGGGAGAUGA
Podospora bellae-mahoneyi is the source of this 3838-nucleotide messenger RNA. RefSeq lists its product as uncharacterized. The transcript has 3 exons. NCBI's taxonomy places the organism in Eukaryota, Fungi, Ascomycota, Sordariomycetes, Sordariales, Podosporaceae. The coding region runs from base 1172 to 3838 and encodes 888 amino acids. The record is from RefSeq and is a predicted model, not a curated record.